Odontomachus brunneus is the source of this 1925-nucleotide messenger RNA. RefSeq names its product uroporphyrinogen-III synthase-like (gene Uros1). Gene Ontology annotation, biological process: uroporphyrinogen III biosynthetic process. Lineage: Eukaryota; Metazoa; Arthropoda; Insecta; Hymenoptera; Formicidae. Gene Ontology annotation, molecular function: uroporphyrinogen-III synthase activity. The coding region runs from base 207 to 992 and encodes 261 amino acids. The transcript is spliced from 2 exons. The record is from RefSeq and is a predicted model, not a curated record.
UGACUAAUAAGUUUUUUUUAACAUUUCUCGUCAAAAUUUUAUUCUGUAAAUUUUAUUCAGCUGUUUUGUUCUUUUUCUUCUACUCUUAAAGAGAAUAUUAUAUAAAAUAUAUUAUUAUUGCAAUAACACGCACAAGUUCAUUGACGAUAUUUCCUUAGAGUGUCAGCAUCACAAUUUGAGGAAAUAUAAUAGACAGUUUUUAUGCAAUGACCGAGAAUAUCAAGAUAGUAUUGUGCAGAGGUUUGCCCGAGAAGAAUGACAUGCAGAAGGCGUUAGAGUCUGCUGGUUACACUUGCGAAUGCUUGCAAACUUUGCAAUUCAAAUUUGUAAAUAUUUCAGAAUUACGGGCAUGUCUGUUGAGAGCAGACGAAUAUAGUGGUGUGAUACUAACUAGUCCCCGUACAAUCGAAGCUAUUGCACUAGCAGUUAAUGGAGACACAAGCAUUCUGCAGCAUUGGGAAAAGCUUCCUGCAUACUGUGUGGGCCCUGCAACAGAAUCUCUAGCUCAGAGUCGACUUAACUUGCAGCAUUGCACUGGUAGUCAAUCUGGCAAUUCCAAACUGUUAGCUGAAACAAUUAUUCAUGAUAUGAAAGAUGAUUCAAAACCACUGCUUUAUCCACACAGUGAAAUUGCACGUGAGACUAUAGCUUCUGCUCUCCGUGAUAAUAGAAUCUUAACACACAAACUUGUAGUUUACAAAACACUGGAAAGUGAGUCCUUAGGGCAAGAUUUAGUAGAGAUAUUGAAAAGGUCUCCUAGCAUCUUUGUUUUCUUCAGUCCAUCUACGGUGGAACAUAUUGCUAUACAACUUCACAAGAAUUCUUUCCCCAUCAAAGACAUAAAAGCAGCAGCUAUAGGUCCUGUGACGAAAGAUGCAAUGAUCAACUUUGGUUUCAAUGUCUAUGCUGUAGCAGAUAAGCCUGAACCAGCAGCUUUAACGCGUGCAAUUAUAGCAGCUGGGUCUGCAAGAAACUCUGAAAAGGAUACGUGAAAAUGUAUUGAUAUUAAUAACCAUCGUAAUGUCUAUUUUGCUAUUUUUAUAACACGUGUAUUUAAAUUUAUUAUACAUAGUAUUAAAAAAAGGGUUCAAGAUUUAGAUAGUACUUAUACUGAGUAAAAAAUGUUUAGUAGACAGAUAAAAAAAUCAAUGCAUUUAGAGUUUUAAAUUUUUUUUUAUUUUGAUAAUGCAAGUUAUUUAUGCUUCUAUUGAUCACGUGUGAUGAAUGAACGAACGAAUAUCUUACCAUAUUGUUACUUUUAUAUUUACAUAUUUAUCUGACUCACUAUAUUUAUCUCACCUAAUUUAUUGCUCUAAUUUAUUGCACCUGGUUCAGAAAAUUCAGCUAGAAAGAACAGACCUUAUGUUGCCUUAUUCUACCUCGUUCGUACUGCGCGUGAUCACAAUGGAAGCACAUUUGAACUAAUUUGGAACUAAUUUGCAUUACCAAAAUCCAAUCACAUUAAUCUAUUAAACAGCUCUGAGAUUAACAGUAAAAAAAAUGUACAAAAAAAGACUAAUAAGAGCUGAACGCAGGGAUAUGCGCAAUAUAUGUAUUAAUAAAUUUUUGGUGUUAUACACAUUAUUAUAGUUGCUUCUUGGGCUACAGGCCGAUUAUUCCAACCUCUUGCUACCUGACAGUUAAAUUAUAUAUGUCUUCGUUUAUUAAAUAUUCGUUACUCAGUAUAAUGAAUCUACCCGAUAGAGAGAGAUAAAUACAGUCUUAAAUCCUUUUUUUUAAUAUCCUGAAGAAAAAUUGAAAGGAGGAGAAAUUAUCCUUCAUACAAUACAAUAUACACUUGAUUGUUAAUCAAUGAUAAUCAAUGACAAUGUAAAUAAUGUAUAUAUCUGCACAUGUACAAGAUAUAUAGCAAAAUUAUAAAAACCAAUGUAUAUAUAAAUAUACAGAUCUUGUAACACUUUUGA